This is a messenger RNA of Rotaria sp. Silwood1, 516 nucleotides long. NCBI's taxonomy places the organism in Eukaryota, Metazoa, Rotifera, Eurotatoria, Philodinida, Philodinidae. The record is from the annotation of a GenBank genome assembly.
AUGAUUCGUAUAACUAAUAUAGAAACAUUACCUAAUGAAAUUCUUCUGUAUAUUUUUUCUUAUCUAUCUUGGUUUGAUAUGUUAACGUCUUUAUGGUCAUUGAAUAUUCGUUUCAAUUCUCUUGUGUGUUCAACUCUUUCUAUAAAUGAUAAUCUAUUGACAUUAGGUUUAUCUUAUAAUAAAUGUUCAACAUUAUUACCAUUGAUUUUCAAAUCAUCAUCUCUUUGUUCAUCUAUUCAACAUGUUCAUUGUGAUAAAAAAAACUCAAUGACUUGUGAUCUUAUUUAUCAAUGGUUAUUUAAUGAUAAAAAAAUCUUUCAUUUUCCAAAUCUUAAAUCACUUAUUCUUAUUGCAUGUAUUGGAUGUCAAAAAUCCAUCGAACCAGUAUUUCAAUGUUUAUUUCAUCUUAUUGAAAACCAAUUAGAUGAACUUGCAUUAACAUUUAAUGGGACAAUUUUCAGAGACUGCAUCAAUAAAAGAGAAAAUUUAUCAAAUAUUUCUGAUGAAGGUAAUUAA